AAUGCUCAGUGUUUACAUGGGGACAUUGCACAGUCACAAAGAGAAAUUACACUGAAAGGCUUCAGAGAAGGUAGUUUUAAAGUUUUGGUGGCAACUAAUGUGGCUGCCCGUGGUUUGGACAUUCCUGAGGUUGACCUGGUGAUUCAAAGUUCUCCUCCACAGGAUGUUGAGUCCUAUAUCCAUCGCUCUGGACGCACAGGUAGAGCUGGCCGGACAGGAAUUUGCGUGUGUUUUUAUCAACCAAGAGAAAGAGGUCAAUUAAGAUAUGUGGAACAAAAAGCAGGAAUUACUUUUAAACGUGUAGGUGUUCCUUCUACAAUGGAUUUAGUUAAAUCUAAAAGCAUGGAUGCCAUCAGGUCUCUGGCUUCUGUUUCUUAUGCUGCUGUUGAUUUUUUCCGACCAUCAGCUCAGAGACUGAUAGAAGAGAAAGGGGCAGUGGAUGCAUUGGCUGCAGCAUUAGCCCACAUUUCUGGUGCAUCGAGCUUUGAACCACGAUCUUUGAUAACCUCUGAUAAGGGGUUUGUGACCAUGACUCUGGAAAGCCUGGAAGAAAUACAGGAUGUCAGCUGUGCUUGGAAAGAACUUAACAGAAAGCUGAGUAGUAAUGCUGUAUCCCAAAUUACCAGAAUGUGCCUCCUAAAAGGAAAUAUG
Galeopterus variegatus (Sunda flying lemur) is the source of this 651-nucleotide messenger RNA. RefSeq names its product ATP-dependent RNA helicase DDX50-like. Gene Ontology annotation, molecular function: ATP binding; RNA helicase activity; RNA binding. The record is from RefSeq and is a predicted model, not a curated record. The annotation marks the transcript as partial. The transcript is spliced from 5 exons. Lineage: Eukaryota; Metazoa; Chordata; Mammalia; Dermoptera; Cynocephalidae.